AUGGCGACCACAAGCAAGCAGUACAAGGGCAUCGGCGAGGACCUUUGGAAGGGACGAACCGAGAAAAUUAAUGCAGAGCUAUUCGCCCUUACAUACGGCGCUUUGGUGGUCCAGUUGAUCCAGGACUAUGAGGAUUACGCCGAAGUGAACAAGCAACUGGAGAAAAUGGGCUACAACAUCGGAACUAGGCUGAUAGAGGAUUUCUUAGCGAAGAGUAACUUGGGCAAAUGUGCCGAUUUCAGAGAGGUCGGAGAAGUAGUAUCGAAAGUCGGGUUUAAAUCAUUCUUGAACAUCACCCCGACCGUCACCCACUCUCCUCCGACCGCCCCUGCCUCCAAUCGCCCAACUAGCACUGGUGGUAACCCUGCGACAUCGGGGCCCUGGUUCACACUAACCUUGGACGAGAACCCUUUGGCUGAAUUUGUGGAACUGCCAGAGGAGGCUCUCGAAGGUGGUUUAUGGUUCAGUAAUGUUUUAUGUGGGGUCCUACGCGGCGCACUGGAAAUGGUUCAAAUGCAGGUUCAUGUUGAAUUUGUUUCUGACGUGUUGCGCGGCGACGAAAGCACGGACAUAAGAGUGAGGCUGUUGAAGUAUUUGGAGGAAGAAGUACCAGCAGGAGACGACUAG
Pleurotus ostreatus (oyster mushroom) is the source of this 627-nucleotide messenger RNA. RefSeq names its product transport protein particle 22 kDa subunit (gene BET3). The record is from RefSeq and is a predicted model, not a curated record. Gene Ontology annotation, cellular component: cytosol; TRAPP complex; cis-Golgi network membrane. The transcript is spliced from 4 exons. The coding region runs from base 1 to 627 and encodes 208 amino acids. NCBI's taxonomy places the organism in Eukaryota, Fungi, Basidiomycota, Agaricomycetes, Agaricales, Pleurotaceae. Gene Ontology annotation, biological process: intra-Golgi vesicle-mediated transport; endoplasmic reticulum to Golgi vesicle-mediated transport.